This is a messenger RNA of Pieris brassicae (large cabbage white), 1554 nucleotides long. RefSeq names its product G-protein coupled receptor moody (gene moody). Gene Ontology annotation, cellular component: membrane. Gene Ontology annotation, biological process: G protein-coupled receptor signaling pathway. The transcript has 9 exons. Gene Ontology annotation, molecular function: G protein-coupled receptor activity. The record is from RefSeq and is a predicted model, not a curated record. The coding region runs from base 282 to 1424 and encodes 380 amino acids. NCBI's taxonomy places the organism in Eukaryota, Metazoa, Arthropoda, Insecta, Lepidoptera, Pieridae.
UGUGCGCUACCGAAGCGCGCGAAGUUGACAUUUCAGUCUGACAGAAGGCGCGUUAACGCAUGCGUGUUUGAUAUAAUGCCGAAUAUGUUUAAUAACAUUGCACGUAAAAGGUUUUUGUGAUGACAAAUACUGUAAUAUAUAUGAUACGUGUUGUAGUAGUGAGUGUAUUAUAUUACGGAUUGCUGGAUGUUUUAAAAGUUUUAAAAAAAUAUUUUAAUAACUUGACAGAGAGUUGAUAAUAUUGGAUAUAAAUUUGCUGGCAGCCACCUAAGAUUGGCAGUAUGGCGGAUGAUUGGAAUGUCACCGAAGACUUAGCAUCCAACGUCAUACCUAGCGAAUUAUCCAAAUUUUCACCAGGUCUUCUCACCUUCGCAGCUGUGGUAACAGGCUUCAUAUUGCUUGUGGGUCUCUUUGGAAACUUACUCACCGUGGUCGCUCUCCUUAAAUGUCCUAAAGUGAGGAAUGUCGCCGCUGCUUUUAUUAUUAGCCUAUGCAUCGCAGACUUCCUGUUCUGCGCCAUGGUGCUACCCUUUGCUAUUUCCGGUUUCUGGACGCGCACGUGGUCCCACGGAGGUGCUCUCUGCAAACUGGUGCCCUUUCUACGCUACGGGAACGUCGGUGUCUCGCUUCUCAGUAUAGCCCUUAUUACUCUGAAUAGAUAUAUAAUGAUAGCACAUCACAGCUGGUAUUCCCGCGUGUAUCGGAAGCACAAUAUUGCCCUCAUGAUAGUCUUCUCCUGGAUGUUCUCCUACGGAAUGCAGAUUCCCACCCUCCUCGGAGUUUGGGGUAAGUUCGACUACGAUGCGGAGCUGGGCACCUGCUCCAUAGUGGCCGACGAAAGAGGCAGGUCCUCGAAGACCGCUCUCUUCGUCAUCGCCUUCAUAGUUCCCGCUCUGCUCAUCUUCAUCUGUUACGCGAGGAUAUUUUGGGUAGUUCAUAGCUCUGAACGGCGCAUGCGGGAGCACCAUAGAUCGCAGACCAUCCAAGGCACGCUGAACAACGGUGGCGACAUCAAGCGAUCCACCAUAAAAGACUCUCGUGAGACCAAAGCUAGAAGGAACGAAUGGAGGAUUACGAAAAUGGUCCUCGCUAUUUUCUUGUCUUUCCUCGUGUGCUACCUGCCCAUCACCAUCGCGAAGGUGGCCGACAGCCACGUCCACUAUCCUGUGUUCCACGUGGCCGGCUACCUGUUGCUGUACGCCAGCGCCUGCGUGAACCCCAUCAUCUACGUCAUCAUGAACGCGCAGUACCGAGCAGCGUACGCGGCCGCCCUCUGCUGCCCCCGAGGCCACGGUCGCCUCGCCAGCGAGAAAUGGAACGAGCGUCACGGCUACAGCUUCAGCAACACGCGCACGGCGCUCAGUCAGGUGUCGCUCGGGGACUCCAGGGCGGAGCCUCGAGGCGGCUCCGCUCGGACGGGAUAGGCGUUCGGCAGUUCGCGUCCCUGGGCGGCCGAGGCGACCCCACCGAUCUGUCCGCCCUUCCCGAUUUCUCUCCCAGACUCCAAAAGGACGGAAUCGGACUCUCGUGACGUCUCGUGGGCCGAAGAGACGA